Messenger RNA from Plutella xylostella (diamondback moth), 10733 nucleotides. Lineage: Eukaryota; Metazoa; Arthropoda; Insecta; Lepidoptera; Plutellidae. The record is from RefSeq and is a predicted model, not a curated record.
CAAUCUCGCAUUUACCUUUCGGCCGGGGUAGAAGCAACACAGUAUAGUAUUCUUAGCAUAAGUUAAGCUGACUGAUAUUUUUUUAAGUGUUCAUGUACUUUUACCCCUGUAAUAAUGGGGAAAAGUAGUAUUAGUUUGAGCAUAGUUUGUGCUUUCUUCGUACUUUCCGUUUUAUGGAAACCAGCACUAUCUGAUGAUAAAUGUUCCAUAGGAUGUAAAGGAACUCCAUCCGGCGCGUCGUUCCUCUCCGGCCACAAGUACAACUAUGCCGUGGAGGGCGUGGUGUCCAUCUACCUGAGCGGCGCGGACAAGCAGGAGACCAGCGUGAAGCUGCUGGGCCAGGUGUCCGUGUCCGCGCUCGGCAACUGCGCGCACGUGCUCAAGGUCAACAACCUGGUCAUCUCGGGACCUGGCGGCAAGAAGUACUCGAAACCCCCCGGCCUGGACAAGCCGGUGCGCUUCACGCUGCAGGACGGCCACGUCGGCGCUGACCUCUGCACGGAGGAAGGAGACACCCGCCGGUCUCUGAACAUCAAGCGAGCGGUUAUUUCGCUGCUGCAGACUGGAACCAAGUCUGGCACUGAGGUGGACAUCUUCGGCGCGUGCCCGACCGACGCCAGCUCCUCUCAAGAAGGGGGCGCGACGCUGGUGCACCGCGUGAAGGACCUCGGGCGCUGCGGGCACCGCGAGCACGGGAGGAACGACCUCAUCACCGCCGUCUACAACCCUCAGGCUGAAAUCAAGAACACGCAAGUCCUCCAAUCAACCCUGAACGUAGAGUCAAAGGUGACCAAUGGCGUGCCAGAGAAGGUCUCCGCCACUGAGGACCACCUCUACAAGCCAUUCUCCGUGGGAGAGAACGGAGUCAGGUCGAAGGUCCACACCAAGCUCACGCUCACCGGCCAGGCCGCUGGCGCUGAUGCUGGCAAGUUCACGUCCCCUCGCUCCAUCAUCUUCGAGAACCCGCACGGCGUCGCCGCCGACCACAGCUCGCUGCAGAGCGCAGUCGCCGCCGUGAAGGAGACGGCCAAGGCGGUGGCUCACGAGGCUGGAUCGCAUUCCGCUGGGGACUUCGCGCAGCUCGUCAGGAUCCUCCGUGUCACUAGCAAGGAUGACUUGACCAAGGCUUACCAACAAGUCAAAGGCAACAAACUGGAAAAACGCGUGUUCCUCGACGGUCUGGUGCGCGCGGGCUCGGGCGACAGCAUCGAGGUCUCCGUAGGACUGCUGAAGGGCGGAGAGCUCAGUGACCUGGAGAGCAAGGUCGUGUUCCUGUCCCUCGGGAACGCCCGACACGUCAGCAACGACGCGAUUAAGGCUGCUACUGCCCUCCUAGACGACCCUAAGGCCCCCAAAGAAGUAUACCUGGGCGUGGGAGCCCUAGCGUCCGCGUACUGCCGCUCGCACAACUGCCACGACGGCAAGUCUGAAGGCAUCGUGGCGCUCAGUCAGAAGCUCGGCUCCAAACUCAACUGCAAGGCCAAGGGGAAAGUGCAUGAGGAUUAUGUGGUAGCAGCUCUGAAGGGCAUCCGCAACAUCCGUCACCUGGAGGACAGCAUCAUCGAGAAGGUGGUGCACUGUGCAACCGACAACGCCGUGAAGGCUCGCGUGCGCGUCGCCGCGCUCGAAGCCUUCAGGGCUGACCCCUGCUCCGCUAAGGUAAAGAAAGCCGCGCUGGACCUGCUGAAGAACCGUCAGCUGGACUCCGAGAUCCGCAUCAAGGCGUACCUCGCCGUCAUCGACUGUCCGUGCGGCAAGUCCGCCAACGAGAUCAAGACUCUGCUGGACUCGGAGCCCGUGCACCAGGUGGGCCGCUUCAUCACCACCUCUCUCCGCCACAUCCGCGCGUCCACCAGUGCCGACCGCGCGCCGCAGCGCCAGCACUACGGCCUCAUCCGCACGCCGAGCAAGUUCAACGUUGACGACAGGAAGUACUCAUUCUACCGCGAAGCCUCGUACAACGUGGACGCGCUGGGCGUGGGCGGCAGCGUGGAGCAGACCGUCAUCUACUCGCAGGACUCCUUCCUGCCGCGGUCCGCCAGCCUGAACCUGACGGCUGAGGUGUUCGGACACAACUUCAAUGUGCUUGAGGUCGGAGGUCGUCAAGGCAACCUGGACCGCGUGGUGGAACACUUCCUCGGCCCCAAGAGCUUCCUCCGCACGGAGGAGCCGCAGGAGCUGUACAACUCGCUGGUGAAGAAGUUCAAGGAAGCGGAGCAGAAGGUCGAGGGCAAGAUCCGCGGCCGCCGCUCUGUGAAGACCGAUAUUGACAACUUUGACAAACAUAUCAAGGCCGAGGCCGCUCCCUUCGACAAUGAGCUGGACAUGGACAUCUACGUCAAGUUGUUCGGAACCGACGCCAUCUUCCUGUCGCUCGGAGACGACAAGGGCUUCAACUACAACGACGUGCUCGACGCCAUCUUGAAGUACGUCGACACCGGCAUCAACCAGGCUAAACACUUCCAGCAAGAAAUCCGCGCCCAUCUUCUAUUCUUGGACGCCGAGCUCGCUUACGCCACCUCCACCGGUCUGCCCCUGAAGCUCAAGCUCAUCGGAGCCGCCACCGGUCGCUUCGAGGUCGCCACCAGCGUUGACAUCCGCCAGAUCAUCAAGGACCCCAAGAACGCCAAGUUCGACGUCAAGCUCAUCCCCAGCACAGACAUCGAAGUGUCUGGUCUGUUCCUCGUUGACGCUGACGCCGUCGCCACUGGUAUCAAGGUGGUCACCAACUUGCACUCUUCCACCGGAGGCCACGUCAUCGUGAAGAUCCUCGAAAACGGACAAGGUUUCGACCUUCAAAUUGGCCUGCCCAUUGAGAAGCAGGAAAUCGUCACCGCCUCCAAUGAUCUGGUUAUCGUCACGGCUGAGAAGGGACAGAAGGCUGAAUCCGUUUCGGUCAAGACUGAUGUGGACAAGAAGGAAUACUCUGGAUGCUUCGACCAGCUCGCUGGUAUGCUCGGUCUUACUCUGUGCGGAGAGGUCUCCGUGCCUUUCUCUUUGUCCGGCCAGGGAGCCCAGCAAUCUCUGCAGAAGUUCAUCUCUCACUACCCUCUGAAUGGAGCCACCAAACUGAAGUUGUUGCUGGAGAAGAAUGACCUACGCGGAUACCACAUCAAGGGUGUCGUCAGGACUCAGCCCAACAAGAACUCAUUCGAACUUCUUUUUGAAGCUGAAGGCUCAAAGAACCGUAAGACCGCACUCACUGGAGAGUUCGUGAACACCGACCAGGAGAAGUCCGUGGCGCUCGCGCUCGAGUCUCCCAUCAAGAACCUGCAAGGACAGAUCGCUCUGCUCACGAAGCCCACCGAAUACGUUUGCGUUAUCAAGGCUAAGAUGGACGCCGAGGAAUACUUCGCGAGAGCCGGAUUCAACGUUCAAGGAAACGACCAACACAAAGUGUUCAAGCCUACUUUGGAAUACUUGAUGCCCGGUGGUGGAGAAAAGAAGUCUCUGAAGAUCGACGGUCAAGUGAUCCGUGACGUGAACGGCCCGACCACCAAGUACUCGCUCCAGGGCAUCAAGAUCAACCUGCCCAACAGCGAAGUUGUAGACAUCAACGGUCACGUUGGUAUCGCCGGACACAACGUUGAAGGUGACAUCAAGGCUAAGAAGGGAGAACACAACCUCCUCGUCAGCGGUUCCUACAAGGACCAUGAUGUGAAGGCCGAGUUCCGCAACACCCUCAACCCCUACCUUAACUUCAAGGUCAAUGGACACGCCGAGAACCAGAAAGGAAACAUCCGCACUGACAUCGACCUGCACUACAGCGGAGACCUGAAGGACCCCCAAAACAGAGUCACUAUUAACCAGCUGCUUAAGUACCACAAGAACUCCCCUGAGGACUUUGGUCUCAUCACAAAGAACAAGUUCCACAUCUACGCUCUCCCUCUGGUCGCCAAGCUUGACGCUGAAGCUGACCCGAAGAAGUUCGACCUCGAUGUCGAAGGACAGUACGUCGACAAGAAGGGCGAGUUCGACCUCGAGGCGAGGAGACACAUCAAGAAGCCCGGAGACUACAGUGUGAAGGUUGUAUCUUCGUUCGACAAAAAAGGCUUCGAGGCUUUCGCCAAGAGAGACAUUGUGUCCGCUGACAAGUCCAACCUGGAGAACUACCUGGUGCUGAAGGGCGUCGGUAAAUACGAGCUCUCGGGAGUAGUUCUACACAAGACCAAGCCCAAUGAUAUCAAUGUUGGCGCCGUCGGACAUUUGAAACUGAACGGUGGUGGCAAGAACGAAGACAUCAAAUUCGACUUCGGAGCCAUCGAGAACAACAACCUGUACUCGUCCCACGUGAAGAUCUCGCGCAGCAAGGCCGACCUGCUGGACUUCCUGCUGAAGGUCAACCGCGGGGCCAACCCCAACGGACAGGUCAAGCUGGUGCUCAAGGACGCCGUCGCCGCUAACGGACAGUUCAAGGUCACCGACGCUGAUGGCAAGGGCAACGGAGCUCUUAUUGUUGACUUCAAGACCGCCCAAAGGAAGAUCAAGGGAGACUUCAAGUUCCUGAUCAAGGACCCCGUGUACAACGCCGAGGCCGACCUCUUCCUGAACUUCGAGAAGGACAACGCCGACAAGAUCCGCUUCACCACCAACACUAAGCGCACUGAGAAACUCUUUGACUCCAAGAACAAGCUGGACUACGCCGGCAAGAAGUUCGAGCUGAACGUGCACAAGGACGGCGUCGUCGAGGUAGACAAGGACGGCAAGCUCGCCGCCACCGUGGAGGUCGUGCUGCCCACCGAGCGCGUGCUUAGUUUGAAGGUCAACCGGGACUUCGUCGCUAAGGCUAACACCCUGAACGGCCACGCGGAGGUAGUCCUCUCAGACGCCGUGAAGCGCGGAGGCCCCGCCUCAACCCUCACAUACAAGGGCAAGCUCGCCGACUCCAACAUCGAGAAGAGGCACUUCAACUACGAGGGAGUGGUCGUCAUCAAGCUGAAGGAUGGAAAGAACUUGGAGAACAACUUCUUUGUGAAGAACACGCCUCAGGGAGAGAACAAGCUGAAGUAUGAGUUCAAGACGGAAGUGACCGGCAGCCUGAUCCCCAAGCCCGCGGCCAUCGCCGCCUCCGUGGACUACACCGACCCCGACGUGGCCGUCCUCGACGGGCAGGAGAAGUACCGGCUCAAGGCCAACUACGGAACCGACUUUGGAUUCGAAUCUGAGACUUCAGAAGAGAACAGGAUCCUGAACGACAAGGGUGACAAGAAAAUGCAGAAGGACAACACAAUCCAGAUCCGGCUGCCGUUCGAGAAGGCGCACGACAUCAAGGUGGUCACGCACACCUUCUACCUGCUGCCCGAGAACAAGGACGGCUUCGAGUUCUCAGUGAGCCACGCGGUGCAAGUGAACGCCGACAGCUACAAGGUGGACGCGAGCGGCAAGUACGGCGCCAAGAGCGGACACGGCAAGAUCAAGGUCGUCGCCCCCCAUGUUGACCCCAUCUCUGCUGAUGGGUCUUACACCCUUGAUGUUGAAGGAGCAAAGAAGACCGGUUCAGUGGAGCUGAAGAGCACCUACGGCAAGGGCAAGACCGCGACCAUCGCCGCCACUGCCACCAGUGCCGGACAGGAGUACACCCUCAACGUGAAGGGUAAUGCUCCUCAGAGCGAGAAGUUGAAGAAGAUCGAAGUCAACAUUGUCACCAAGACCCCGAGCGUGGACAGCUUCAGUAACAGCGUGAUCGUGGACGCCGACGGCCGCGUGUACAAGUCCGACGUCGCGCUCGUCUACUCCAAGGCGCAUCCGUUCAUCGACCUCAAGUACUCCAGCCCCAGCUCCAACAAGCCCAUGAGGCUUUACCUCAAAGGAAACGCCCUAAGCUCCAACCAAGGCAAGAUUGACGUUAAGAUCGAGAACGUCAAGGACCUUUCCCUCGACGCCACGUCUGAAGGAACCAUCACUAAGGACAACGUUGUUCUGAAGCUCGCAGCCAACUCCGAGAAGUUGGGCCUGAAGAACUACAAGGUUGACAUCUCAAGCAAGGACGCCGGCAGUGGCAAGAGGCUCGAGUUCCACGCCACUAACGACGGCAAGAAUGUCUUCAGUGGAAGCACCUCCUACAUCAGCAAGCAGGAAGGCCCGAAGACCAUCAUCGAGGGUUCCGGCUCCGUCAAGGUCAAGGAGGACCAGAAAUCCGCCACCUUUAAGUACAUCCGCACUCUGCUCACCGAGGGAUCCGAACAAGGUGUUGAGACCUUCAUGAACGUGGGCAUCGGCGACCGCAGCUACGUGGCGGAGUCUCGCGUCACCAACCUCGAGUACAAGACGUCGUACGUCUACUGCGAGGAGAAGAAGCAGUGCGCGCACGCAGAACUCAACUCCAAGGUCUCCAUGCCCAAACAAGGCGUCCUGGAGCACAGCGUGAACGUGGGUCUGGACCUGCGCAAGCUCGGCUUCUCGCCCGAGUUCGGUCUGCAGGCGAAGGGCGAGGUGUCGCAGCAGCGCCCGCCGCGCUACACCGUCGACCUGCACGUCUUCAAGGACGAGAAGAAGUACCAUCUGCACGCGCACAACACGCCUGAACAUGGAAAACUGCAAAACGGCAUCACCAUCACUCUGCCCCAACGUGUUUUGGCCUACGACAUGCUCCUGACCUACCCCACUCAGGGCACUCCCUUCCCCAUCAAGGCUGACGUGACCCUGAACCUCGACAAGAACAAGCCCCAGCUGAAGUCUGCCUUCAGGAUGCUCAUCGACCACCACGGCUCUGAGAAGGGACACAACGCCGUCGCUGAAUUCGGCUUCAGCCACCCUAAAUUGGGCAAGGAGGCCGUCAUCAAGUUCAACGGAGGCGUGCAGCGUCCUACUGAGAAUGAAAUCAAGAUCGAAUCCGCCGCUUCCAUCACUCACCCCACCAUUGGUGGCGAGAAAGCCAGCAAGUUCCUGUUCGAAGCCAGCCCUGUCCGCGUGAAGCUGGACGCGUCGGCUCUGGGCCACUCGGUGGUUCAACUAGAAGGCUCUCAGACCCUCAAGGACCAGGAGCAACAAGCUGAGCUGAAGGUCGCCGUGCUGAACAGCAAGCCCGUGCUUCUGCGCGCCGCUGCCAAGGAGUACAAGCACUUCGAGAUCACUACUAGCUACAGCGAGGACCCUCAGCGCAAGCUGUCGGUGGUCGCCAACCUGGACCCGGAGAAGCGCGUGGAGGUCAGCGCCGACAUCAUCCUCGCCGCUGAGAAGAAGAACAUCAUCCACGGAGCCCUGUUCCUGCAGGACAACCUCGUCAAGAGCGACUACGGACUGUCCAAGGACAAUUUCAACUACUUUGUGAACGCACUGAAGAACGACGUGGAGACCCUGAAGACCCGUGUCGAGGGGCUCGGCGAGCAGACCAGCCAGGAGUUUAAGAAGACCAUGUCCAAGGUGGAGCCCAGCAUCAAGCAGCUCGAGGAGUCCUACGUGGAGGAGAUCAAGAAGCUCACAACUGAACUGUCUGACGACAAGGUGCUGAAGGAAAUCUCUGUUGUUCUGCACGACAUCGUCCAGUUCGUCGCCACCACCGUCAAGGAAAUCAUCGAUGUGACCAAGCCCAUCGUCGACAAGAUCCAGCAAACCAUCUCCGAAGCCUGCAAGAAGAUCACCGAGCUUUACGAGAAACAGCUGCAAGGCCAACUGAAGCAGUUCUACACGAACGUUGCGGCCGUGGUCAAGGAAGCCGUGGAGGGAGUCAUUGACCUCGUGGCCCACUUCGCCGCCGUCGUCCAGGACUUCUUUGACAAACACAAGCCCGAGCUGCAAGAGCUCACCAACACCAUUGCUGAGAUCUUCAAGGACUUGACCAAGCUGAUUGUGGCCCAACUGAAGGAAGUCCGCUCGAGCACCGCCCAGUUCCUCGGAGACCUGUACCAGCAGAUCAAGGAGAUGCCCAUCCUCGGCAUGAUCCAGGAGAAGAUCAAGGAACUCGCAGUACCGGAGCAAUUCCUCGCCAUCUUGGGCGAGGCUCACCAGGCCAUCCGCGUGGUCCUCCCCACCGAGGAAGCCAAGGUCCUGUCCGACACCAUCGCCGCUUACGUGCAGAAGAAGCUCCGUCAAGAGAAGGUGGACGACGCAGUGGAACUCCGCAAGAUUUACGAGAAAUUCGCCGUCGCUCUGACUUCCGUCAUCCAGUUUGUCAAGGCGCAGCUUAACCAAGUCGGAGUGCCUAACUUGGUCAACUUCAAUGUGCUACCCCUGGUAUCAGGCCCCGGCCAGAGCCUGCCUGCCUACGGCCGCGUCCCCGGCUUCAGCGUCGUCAACCAUCUGAUCCACGGAGACCUGCCCAACCCGCUCGCCUACUUGAGGGCCUACAGACCCCGCAGCAUCAACCCUCUUGAUGAGAUCCCCAACAAGCUCCGCGCCGUAGUGGUCAACGGCCAGCACAUCUUCACGUUCGACGGGCGCCACCUGACCUUCCCCGGCACGUGCCGCUACGUGUUGGCCCACGACCACGUGGACCGCAACUUCACCGCCGUCAUCCAGCUCCAGGCCGGAGCCCCCAAGGCCGUGCUGCUCGAGGACAAGAGCGGAACCACCGUCGAGCUUAGGGAGAAUGGACAGGUUGCCGUCAAUGGGGCCGCCAACGGAUACCCAGUAAUUGAAAAGGACAUCUUCGCCUUCCGCACGCCAGCCGGCCUUCUUGGCAUCGGCACCACCUACGGAUUCAUGGCUUUCUGCACAUCGAAACUUACUGUGUGCUACUUCGAAGCAUCUGGAUUCUACCUGGGUAAACUCCGUGGUCUUCUCGGAGAUGGUAACAACGAACCUUUCGAUGACUUCAGGCUACCUAACGGCAAGAUCGUAAGCUCAGAGGCGGAGUUCGGCAACGCGUACAAGCUGUCGGGCAGCUGCGCGGCGGUGAAGACGCCGGAGCACGCGCACGCGCACGGCGCGCUGCCGCCGGCGUGCGAGAAGGUGUUCGGCAGCACGUCGCCGCUGCGCCCGCUCGCGCUGCUGCUUGAUGUUGCUCCUUUCAAACAAGCCUGUGUCCACGCUGUGGCCAGCAACGCCGCCAACGCCCAGCAAGAAGCCUGCGACCUGGCCAAGGGCUACACCGCGCUCGCCGUCACCGGUCUCCUCCCCGCCGUCCUGCCCUCAGUGUGCGUCCAGUGCACUGACGCCGACAAACCCAGGGAGAUCGGAGAGUCCUACAAGUUCACUCUGCCCGCGAAGCAGGCUGAUGUUGUCGUUGCUGUUGAUACUACCAAGGCUAACGAGAAGAACUAUAAGGAGCUGGUGGUGCCGCUAGUCUCCCAGCUCGUGGACACGCUGAAGUCGAAGAAGAUCGACGACAUCAAGGUCUACCUCAUCGGACGCACGUCCAAGAUGCCAUACCCCAUCGUUUACGACGCUGACAACAAACUGAAGGGCGCUAAGAUCGUGUUCGACGACGAGAGCCGCUACCGCGAGAUCCCCACCAUCAACACCGACUGCGAGAAGCUCAACUCCGCGCAGAAGACCCUCGCGGCCAUCGCCAACGAACUCAGGAUACGACUUGGACUCACCAACAUCGACGCGUCCACCAACUCGCCUCUGGACUUCCCGCUGAGGCCUGGCGCGGUCAAGCACUUCAUUUUCGCUUUUGGAGAGCCGUGCAAGCGACACCUGUUCGUUACGGAAUUCCUCCGCGGUCUGACCGCCAACUUCAUCUCGAAGCAGAACGCCAUCUCCGCCACCGUCAUCACCGCCACGCCCGAUAUCAAGAUCGGAGGCGGCAAGAACGCUGCUGAGAUCAUCGGUUUCGACUCAGAGUCCGUCCUGUUGAUCGGAGACAAGAAGAGGAGCAAGGACGCCACCCUGAGGAGCUCCCUCGAGCUGUCUCGUGAGGACGCCUGCAUCGAGACUGCUCUAGCGUUGGAUGACGGCCUGGUCCUCUCGGCCUCCAACUACCUGGCCCUCCCAGCACCGCAGCAGAAGCAGUUCCUCCACGCCGCCGCCGCCGCCGCCGCCGACGCCAUGCUUCGGGAGUCGCUGGUGCAGGACUGCACGUGCAGUUAUGUCAAUCCGUUUGUGGCGCGGUCUGUUUGUGUUAAUGAGGAGAGGAAGGAGGCUCAGGCCCGCAGACGAAAAUGAGCUGUAUACCAACGCAACAAAACUGUGAUUCGUCGAGCGAUACCAAAUACUGUUAGUUUUACACGGCCCGUUGUAAUAAUACCUAAAACUUGCACAUUUGUACCAAAGCCUAUUUAAUUGUUCGGCUGACUUUCACCAACUUCAUUUAACUCACGGUUAAGUUAACGAGGGAUAAUCUAUCCGUCUCUGUCUAACAUUCAAUUAGAUAGUGACAGAUUGAUUAUUUUCUGUAUGUUUACUAAAAGCUAAGCUAAAUGAUAUUGGUGUUUGUCACCCUCUAAUGUGAUAAUUAUAAGUCAUAAUUUUACUACCUUGUAAGCGAAAUAAUUUUGAUGAAAAUAUCACCCCUAGUCUUCUACUAAGACUUAUUAAAAUCACUUUAGGGGUGUAUUUAAUGUUUUAUAUAAUUAUAUUUUUUGAAUAAUCUGUAUUUUAGAUAGCAUUUACCAAUGUCUAGUUUCGCAUAGAUUUGUUUAAGUAUAUUAUUAUGAUCUAUGGUUGUUUUGUUUUAGGUGUUAUUAGAGCAGGUUUAUGUUCGUCCUAGUUUGUAAAUGUAUCUCGUCUGCUUGUAAUUAACUCUAUUUAUAUUCCAUUACUACAAUAUGCCGGUCGUACCGAAAGGUAUUAUGAGUAAUCAUGCGCAUUGAUUAUUAAUAAUUGAAGACAAUAAAUAUGUUAUUAAAUUU